UGUUAGUUUUAUGUAAGUAGGUCGUAAAUAAUAAAAAUGAUUUUAAUUAAUUUAUAUGUGAUUGCGGGCUUCAUAGUCAUCUCAAAAGCGCAAAUAAAAUUUAUGCCUAAUUUACCAUUGGGAGAAUAUAAAGUGAUAAUAAGAGCAAUUUAUCAAUGUGUAGAGGAACCAAAAGAUCUACCGAUGAAGUUUAAUGUAUAUUUGAGUAAAAAGUCAUCUAAUAUAACCGAAGUCAGAGGAAAUUUGACAUCUGAAUUACCUUUUGACGAUUCGCUAAUUUUUGAUGUAAACUUCGCUUCUUGGAGUUUAACUGGUGGUUGGAAACCAAACUCUCUGGUUUAUGUCACUAAUAAUGCGUGUUCCAAAUUGAAAAGUAUCUCGGGAAAUGUAUGGUACUCAUUUUUAAAGACAAUCAAUUCAACAACUACAAACUGCCCAAUACCAAAGGGUAUUUAUACAUUAUCAGGAUACGACACAACACUUAUUAAUGACAACAAUUUUCCUAAAGUGUAUUUUUAUGGGAAAUAUAAAUUUGUCGGUAAGUUAAAAAACAAAAAUAAUAUAGUAGUUGGUUGUUUAGCUGCUGAGUUUAGCAUUGUUCGGCCAUGGGAAACGAAUAUAAAUUGACAAUUACCUUCUCUAAUGGUGAACGGUUAUUCUGUUGUCCUACAUCAUAUUAUAAUUCAUAUACUUGGAUUGUUAGAAAAUACGUAAAACUAUUACCAUAACUAUAUCAUAAAAAUUAGUAUUGGCAAUAAUAUAUGAUUUAUUCAGUCUUAAUGUCUUAUUAUUUUAAUUAUAUUAUAUUAAUAAUAUAUAUAUCGGUUUACAAUCGUCUGAAAAUUAUCUAUAUUAGCUACUAUAUUAUAAUGUGUUUUCGUGUAUAAUCCAUUGAGUACUACUCAAUGGUAUAAUCUAUUGAUUUAUUAUUCAAUAAGUAAC
Aphis gossypii (cotton aphid) is the source of this 942-nucleotide messenger RNA. RefSeq lists its product as uncharacterized. The transcript has 4 exons. Lineage: Eukaryota; Metazoa; Arthropoda; Insecta; Hemiptera; Aphididae. The record is from RefSeq and is a predicted model, not a curated record. Bases 37 to 627 code for a protein of 196 amino acids.